Molecule: messenger RNA, 2291 nt
Organism: Heteronotia binoei (common prickly gecko)
Lineage: Eukaryota; Metazoa; Chordata; Lepidosauria; Squamata; Gekkonidae
Gene: KLHL33
Product: kelch like family member 33
Exons: 4
Coding region: 15-2291 (758 amino acids)
Molecular function (GO): protein binding
Source: RefSeq, a predicted model, not a curated record
UGUUAGACAAAGUGAUGUCACACCGAAAGAAACUCCCAGAGGAUGCAGAAGGUUACACAACCGACCAGCCCUGGAACCUGAGGAGCAAAGGUCAUGCGGAAGGAUUCUUUAUGUCAGCGUGCCAGCUGAGAGAGCAGCAACAUCUUCUGGAUGUGACUGUGACGUUAGGCCCGAGCAACUACGAAGCUCAUGGCAUCAUCCUUGCUGCCGUCAGCUCUGUCUUCCGGCAACGUUUAGAGUACGGAGAGCAAGAUGUGUUGGAGUUGGACGGUGUGACCGCAGCACCUGGCUGGGAAGCCAUUUUGAAUUUUGCCUAUACUGGGCAGUUAGAAGUCAUGCCAGAGACAGCUGAGGAGCUGUUAGAUGCGGCAGAGGCUCUGGGCGUUCCUCGGGUAGCUGCGAUUUGCAAGGCGGUAUUGCUUGAGACAGAGGCAGAGGACAGGCUGAGUCCUUCUGACGAGAAAUGGGAGACACUUCGGAGCUUGGAGGAGCUGUACAAAGAAAGUGUCGGAUGUGACCUGGUGCUCAAAGCGGAGGGAGAUACCUAUCGAGUUCACCGUCUAGCCUUGGCUUGUGGCUGCGAGUUCUUCCACGCCAUGUUCACCAGCGGCAUGAAGGAAUCCCGACAGAUGGACACCCCCCUCUGCACCCGCUUCACUUCAGCCGAUCUGGGCCUGGUCAUCUCCUUUGCAUAUUCAGGUGUAGUGGCGGGUGGGUGGGAUGACCUCUUCGACGCUGCUCAAGCAGCUCUGCAGUAUCAGGUCUCGGGCAUCUUGGAGCUCUGCUUAGAUGUUUUCCAACACAAGCUUUGCCCCGAGUCUAGCUUGGAUGUCCUAUCGUUCGCCCGUGCUUACAGCCUCCACAAGUUGGAAAACACCGCAAGCGACUACAUAUUAAGGAACUUUGUUCGUGUCUCAGCCACACCCAAGUUCUUGGACCUUCCAGUCAACCAGCUGGUCGACUUCCUCAGCUCCGAUGCCCUUUAUGUCCUCAAUGAACUAGAGGCCUUUCAAGGAGCUAUCCGCUGGCUGGAUGCCGACCGGAAUGGACGGAUGGAUUGUGCCGAGAAAGUAAUGCGCUGCAUCAGGUUCCCUUUGAUGUCCACGCGGGAGCUUAAGCAAGUGCGGGUGGUAGACAUCAUGGCUCCCACAGGUCGCCUCUAUGGGCUCCUGAUCGAAUCCUUAUGCAGUCUCCCUCCGGGACCUUCCAAGUUAGAGCAGCUCCCUUGCCGGGUGAGGUACCCUGAGAAGGUGAUUGUUAUCAGCGGAGGGGACUGUCUGUCAAAGAACAUGGCCACUCGCAACCCCAGCGAGGACAUCUGGUACUCCCACCGCUUCGUCAACGGCAUUGGAUUGGUGAAGCUCAUUGAGUGGCGUCAUCUUGGGGUACUCCCAGAAGGGCCACGUUUCCGGCAUGCUGUGGCAGUCAAGGACAAUGUGAUGUACAUCCUUGGCGGGAAACACUACUAUGGAAGCAGGGAUGCCAUGAACUCAGUCUUCAAAUUUGAUCCUUUCUGCGGAAGUUGGGAACGUCUGGCCGAUAUGAUGAGCUUCCGGAGCUAUUUCGCGGCUGUCUUCCAAGAUGGACUUCUGUAUGCGCUAGGGGGAAGCUCCAGAGACACCUACUGCUUGGACUCAGCUGAGUGUUAUGAUCCACGCACCAAUACUUGGAGAUCAUGUGAGCCUCUGCCCUCUGCAGUCUGUGGCCACGCAGCCUGCGUCCUGGAUGGAUCCAUUUAUAUCUCUGGGGGCAGCGACGGCUCAUGCCGCUGCCUCAUGGCCCUGAUCCAGUAUCGCCCCGGGGCCCCGGCCAUUCAGCGAACCUCCAUGAUAGAGGAGCGAGCCGGUCAUGCCAUGGAAGCGCUGGACGGAUGCUUGUACGUGGCAGGCGGCCUGCGAUGGCGGGACGGCCAUGGCGGUUACGCCGAUCAACUGGCCUGCGAGGUGUACAGCCCGGGCCAGGAUAUGUGGAGCGCCUUCACGCCUCUGCCGCAAGCUCACGUCAUCGCCGCUUCCGUGGUCCUGCAGGGGGAGCUCUACAUCCUGGGAGGCUACAGCCACAAUACCUACCGCGAUACUCACCUGAUCCACUGCUACAACCCAGCCUACGACCGCUGGGUCAGUGUCGGGACACUUCCUCAAGCCUAUGCUGACCUCCGGGCCUGCAUUUUGGAAGUUCCUCCUUCCCUCAGGAAAAAACAGCUCCCGCCCUCAAAUGUCACCAUGUUGGAAUUGCCAGAGGAUCCUUCCACUGCGUCCGUAGACCACAACUUUUCUGAUGUUCUUCAGUAA